CUCGGGUUGGUGGGACGGUUGGUAAUGAUACAAUGCAUCCAGUUAGCUUAAGCGUAUUUAUGAACCCAUAUUUAGGUGUCAUGGUAAACGAGGUUGGUUUCCUAGUAAUUAUGUCGAAAUCAUCAAGGCACCCAAUGAGAAACAAAGACAACAACCGAAACAACGUACGAUAACUGAUUUAACCAUGCAGCAACAAUUAAGAUUGAGUCUACAUGCUUCCGAUACACUCAUGGCAUCAGACAUCAUCAUGCCUUCUCCGCUAGACUCAGCCUGGGUGUUACAGACCACAGAAGAUGGUUCUGAACAAUAUUAUUAUAACAAACACACACACGAAAUGAGGUAUUCAUUUCCUUAUCCUAUGGAAAACAACGAGAGCCUGUCUAGUUUGAACGAUGGCACGUUUCAUAAUGGACAGCAUGGCAUGGGUCUCGAAACACCUACUCGUCCGGCACGAUCAGACCAUCGUAUCAGAACAGAAUCAAGUCAGGAUAGUCUACCUUUAUUAGAAGAAGAAGAGUUUUAUGAUGAUGAAAAACUUCCUCCACAUUGGGUCCGAGAAACAACAGCCCAAGGUCGAUUUUAUUAUUUGAACACCAAGACACUUCAAACCACUUGGGAAUUAGAAAACAUUGAUCCAGACACAGGUGCAUUAUUGACUUGUUUGCCCAAUACACCAUCACCACCACCACCACCACCAGGAGCCAUGGAUAACACUCGUCUUCAAGAAGAACCCCUAUUGACACUAGAAAAAGAAGAAUGUACAUGGUCACAUCUUUCUGAAUCGAUUGAACAAGCGGUUGAUACACUGCACACUUCGAUUCGUCAACAUCAACCUCAGUGUUUGUCACAAGAUGCCACACGCAUUGUCCACCAUGUCCGACGCUUACUCUAUGUCACACACUGUAUAGAAAAGGAUGCCUCUGUCUAUCUCGGAUCGCACAAAUCAUUACGACAGGCACAUCGUACCUUAUUGGCUUCGUUAGCUAAACUGGUACUUGCUACAAAAGUGGCUUCCGGUGCUUGGCCUGCUCCAUCCUCCUUGACCAAGUUAGAUGCAGACGCCACUGAUGUCCUGAUGGCCACACGCCAAUUUAUCAGUACAGCACAGGCAUGUCGUGUGGACAUUCGACAGGGCAAACCCACACUCAAGACAGAGACAGGCGAUGAGUUUCGUAAUAACCCUUUGAUCCUCAAAAGCAUGGCUCAUGCAUCCGACAAUAAUAUGGUGACAUCCACCUUGGUCUUGGUGGAUCAGGUCCGUGGUGCCAUGACAUCCUUUAUGGACAGUGUGAAAACGGCUUAUGAUCAUCCAACCACACUCAAGAUGCAUGCGCCUAUGCUCGUGGCUCAGUUUCGUAAUUUGAGCAAUACUACUAGUCAGUUCCUGAAUGCGAUUGAACAUGUGUGUCAAGCACAACCGUAUCAGGCACGUACAAAAGCACUCGUCGAGUCCAAGCAGCCUGUGUAUGUCGCUAUGGGUGGACUCUUUGUGGCUUCUCAGACAAUCACAUCGUCUGAUCUAGACCAAGAACAAUUGAAAGCUGCUUAUGAACGACUUGUACAGUGUGUCGAGACGAUUGAGAAAGGACUCACGCAUGUGAUGGAGACCAUCUCAUCAGAUCCUAUGCUUCAUCAAACAGACCCUGAAGACACCAUACAGCCUGAUGUAGACACGCCUCAGCGUAAAGACAAGGUCACCAAACUGGCUGAAUUCUUUGGCGAAGACACCUUGACAGCUCGUCUUCGUGAAGAUAUCAGCACAGUGCCCAUCACUAAUGCGCAUGGAUUAGAAGUCCCUUGGUAUUUAGGUUCUGAUUGUGAUCCCAAUCAAAUUAGUUUUAAUAUGGAGGGGAAUGUCAAGGGUGGCUCAUUGCAUACAUUAGUACAGUACAUGACACAGCACGAUCAACUAGAUUCCAAAUUUAACUCUACUUUUCUGUUGACCUAUCGCUCUUUCUGUACAACGGAACAAUUGUUUCAUGAACUGUUCAGUCGAUACCAAUUGGCUGCACCAGACGCAUUGACAGCAGAAGAACUGGGGAUCUGGAAAGAAAAGAAAUUAAAGCUUGUGCGAUUAAGAGUGUUUAAUAUCAUUAAAUCCUGGCUUGAGACCUACUUUAAUGAAGAAGAAGAUCGCCCUAUCUUGCCUGAAAUCAGUCAUUUUACAGAACAUGUCAUUGUCGAAAGUAUGAAAUUUGGUGCAGAACAAUUGACCAAAUUGAUCAAGAAACGCAUGUUGGCUGAAGAUUCAGGCCAGAUUCGUAAAAUGAAACUGAACGUACGUACAGCAGACAUGCCUCCCUCGAUCUUGCCCAAGAACAUGAAGCACAUCAAACUACUUGAACUGGAUCCAUUGGAACUGGCUAGACAGAUGACCAUUAUGGAUUUUAAGCUUUACAACCGUAUCAAACCCGUGGAAUGUCUUGACAAAAACUGGGGUAAACCUGACUCGGAGAACCACAUUGCCGCCAAUAUCAAAGCCUCGAUUGAACAUUCCAAUCAAGUCACUGCUUGGGUGACAGACUCCAUCUUGAGUAAAGAAGAAGUCAAGAAGCGCGCUGUCGUCAUGAAGCAUUGGAUCAGUGUGGCUGAACGAUGCAGAACCCUCAACAAUUUUAAUAUGUGUAUGGCUAUUUUGUCUGCAUUUGAUAAUGGUUCCAUCGGUCGUCUAAAGCGUACUUGGGAACUGAUGAGUACACGUAGUAUGCUGACAUUGCAGAACAUACGUCGAUUGAUGGGUGCCCAACGUAAUUUUGCAGAAUACAGAGAGUUGAUCAAAAAAGUCAAUCCUCCUUGCAUUCCAUUUUUGGGUAUUUACCUACAAGAUUUGACAUUCAUUGAAGAUGGCAAUUCAAAUUAUCUAAAAAAGACAAAUAACCAGAUUAACUUUGCUAAACGCAUGAAAACAGCAGAAGUCAUACGUGACUUGCAACAAUAUCAGUCAACUCAUUAUAUGCUGACAGCUGUGCCUGAUAUUCAAGAAUUCAUCAAGACCCAUUUACAUUCAAGCAGAGAAGAAGAUGAACUGUAUGAAUUAAGCUUAAAGUUAGAGCCAAGGGAGCGUGGUGAAGAUACGAUUGCCAGACGUUUGAAGGAGUCAGGGCUAUAAAAUCCCUAUUGUAUUUCAAUUUGUGUAUAUCAUGUUGUUUCGUUUUUUUUUUCUUACCCAAAAAAGGAAAUUUUUUUUCUAGUAUAAAUAAUUCAUUCAAUCAU
Gilbertella persicaria is the source of this 3213-nucleotide messenger RNA. RefSeq names its product ras guanine nucleotide exchange factor domain-containing protein. NCBI's taxonomy places the organism in Eukaryota, Fungi, Mucoromycota, Mucoromycetes, Mucorales, Choanephoraceae. Gene Ontology annotation, biological process: Ras protein signal transduction; positive regulation of GTPase activity. Bases 185 to 3109 code for a protein of 974 amino acids. Gene Ontology annotation, molecular function: guanyl-nucleotide exchange factor activity; protein binding. Gene Ontology annotation, cellular component: plasma membrane. The transcript has 7 exons. The record is from RefSeq and is a predicted model, not a curated record.